Homalodisca vitripennis (glassy-winged sharpshooter) is the source of this 1622-nucleotide messenger RNA. It is a transcript of the gene Dph2, whose product is annotated as 2-(3-amino-3-carboxypropyl)histidine synthase subunit 2. NCBI's taxonomy places the organism in Eukaryota, Metazoa, Arthropoda, Insecta, Hemiptera, Cicadellidae. The record is from RefSeq and is a predicted model, not a curated record. Gene Ontology annotation, biological process: protein histidyl modification to diphthamide. Gene Ontology annotation, molecular function: 2-(3-amino-3-carboxypropyl)histidine synthase activity. The coding region runs from base 143 to 1558 and encodes 471 amino acids. The transcript has 8 exons.
UGUGGGUGGCUCACUAAGGAGUAAGGGCUCGUUCGUUGAGUUGUGUCGUAUUCUGUUCUUAUUCAGAACUUAACCUAGUUUUUGUAGCUUUUAGUCGUUGUCUAGAGCUAGAGUAGUAUGAAAGUAAAUUAAUCUCAUUUUAAUGGAUUUGUUUAGUUCUUGUCCAGAAGAAACUAUAAAUAGGAAGAGCACAUGCAUUAGUAACGAAUUUGUAUCAAUUUCAGAUUCAAAUUUUGAUGAAUGUUUUGAUUUGGACAAAUGUCAACAGUUUAUAAAGAAAGGAAAUUUUACAAAAAUUUGCCUUCAGUUUCCAGAUAAUCUAUUGCAGUAUUCUGUAAAAGCUGCAUUGCAGUUAGAAAGCCGAAUCAAUCAGAAGGUGUUUGUUUUAGGAGAUACCUCGUAUGGAAGCUGUUGUGUGGAUGAGGUAGCAGCUCAGCAUGUGGAUGGGGAUGCUGUGAUUCAUAUGGGCCACACAUGUCUCAGUCCCACCACUCGGCUGCCGGUGCUGCAUUUACUGCCUCGAGCAAGUCUGGACCUAUCUGGGUUAGUCUCAGCUUUUGCUCACUUCUACAGCACCACAAAUGGGCCAGUGCUCCUCUUGUACGAUGUUGCUUACGGUCACCUAAUUGAUGAAAUCAGGGAAAGACUGGAUGAAUUCAAGGAGAGAGUGGUUAUAUCACAGUUGAAUAUCCCUGACGGUCAGCUUCAAGCGUGUGGUCUGGAAUGUGACUUACAUAGGGGUUCUAACACACAUCAGACCACUCUCCUGGGCCGAUCAUACUGUUGCCAGUCACCUUCUUCUGUAGUCUACAUCACACAUAGGCAUUCUCAAAAUAUGCUCAACUUUGCAUUAUCCAUGAGAAAUAUCCAAUUUUUUACAUACCCCAGAGAAACUGAGAAGGCCACAGAAGAUUUUAACAAGUCCUUCCGUCGAAGGCUUUAUUUGGUGGAAAAGAUAAAAGAUGCAAAAACACUGGGUAUACUGGUUGGAACCUUAAGUGUAGAAAAGUAUUUGGGGGCGAUAGAAAAAAUGAAGAAGCUCGCAACAUACAGGGGAAAACGAUGCUAUAUCUUCUCUAUUGGAAAACCUAAUCCAGCCAAGCUGGCUAACUUUCCAGAGGUGGAGGUAUUUGUGCUUGUGUCUUGUCCAGAAUCAAUCCUAGAGAAUGAGAAGGAUUACAUGCAGCCUGUAGUAACACUACUGGAGGCAGAGCUGGCUCUCAAUCCCAGCAUGCACUGGGAUGAUCAGCUCUCUGUGGACUUCCGAGAUCUCCUAGAAGGAAACCCACUGCCAGAAAACCAAGAGCCGUUGGCUCCUGAUGUUUCUCUGAUAUCAAAUAAAAUCAGGACGGAUGUAACGAUAGAAGAUUCAGGAACUGGUUCAGAACUGGCAAACAGAGAACAUUACCAAAUAUCUGUUGCUAAUUCAUACAUUGCUGGAAGGAGUUGGAGGGGAUUGGAGCAAGCACUAGGAGAGACUCCUGUCAGCCAGGUGAAAGUCGGACGUGCAGGCAUCCCGCUGGCAUAUGAUGAUGAAAAAUCAUACCAACCAUCAUGACUAAAGUAGUUCCUGGUUUAGUUUUGUACAUGUAUCUUAUAAAAUAAAAAAAGUUAAAAAGAAA